UCCGAUAUUUUUCCGAGAAAUUCUUCGUUCCCAUCCACAAACUUGCACUCGGCCAUCUUCAUUACUGGAGUAGCCGUAUAUAAUUUCAGAAACGAGCUGAAUUCAUUUCAAUUUCGUAUUGAUUUUGGUUUCUUUGAUUCAAUCCAGAGAGAAAGUUGAAGACGCAGCUUAACGAAAGCUACUCUCGAUCAUGGCGGAACCUUCGGUCACCAUGGAGGUUGGAAAUGAUGGCGUUGCUUUGAUCACCAUGUCUAAUCCUCCUGUUAACGCUCUAGCAAGGAGCAUGUUUCCUGCCUUGAAGUCGAAAUUUGAGGAGGCGAUGAGGAGAAAUGAUGUGAAGGCUGUUGUUUUGACUGGCAAAGGAGGAAGGUUCUCCGGUGGGUUUGACAUCAAUGUUUUCGAGAUGAUUCACAAGACUGGGGACACAUCCCUCCUACCUGAUGUAUCUGUUGAUAUCGCAGUCAACACAAUGGAAGAUGCCAAGAAGCCAAUUGUUGCUGCUAUCGAAGGACUUGCUUUGGGGGGAGGGUUAGAGAUGGCUUUGGCAAGCCAUGCACGUAUUGCUGUACCUAAAGUUCAGCUUGGUUUACCAGAGUUGUCGCUUGGAGUAAUUCCAGGGUUUGGAGGUACUCAACGACUUCCCAGACUUAUUGGUCUACCAAAAGCUAUAGAAAUGAUGCUGUUAUCCAAAACAAUCACGUCUGAAGAAGGAGAGAAGCUUGGUCUUAUUGAUGCUGUUGUCAGUCCAAAUGAGUUGAUGAAAGUAGCUAGAAAGUGGGCAUUGGAUAUUGCUGAAAGACGCAAACCAUGGAUUCGUACUCUUCAUCGGACAGACAGAAUUGGGUCCCUGGCUGAAGCUCGCUCAGUAUUAAAAUCGGCUAGAGAGCAGGCAAAGAAAAUAGCGCCAAACACUCCACAGCAGCUUGCUUGUAUUGAUGUUAUUGAAGAUGGAAUAAUUCAUGGUGGAUAUAGUGGAGUCCUAAAGGAGGACAAAGUAUUCAGGGAACUUGUAGCAACAGACACUGCAAAAGGUCUUGUUCACGUCUUUUUUUCCCAGCGUUUAAUAUCAAAGGUACCAAAUGUAACUGAUCGUGGCCUUAAACCAAGAAAUGUGAAGAAAGUUGCAAUUAUUGGGGGUGGUUUAAUGGGUUCCGGCAUAGCAACAGCUUUUAUUUUGAGCAACAUCCAUGUUGUUGUUAAGGAAAUCAAUCCUGAAUAUCUUCAAAAGGGAAUAAAAACUAUUGAAGCAAAUCUUCGAGGCCUAGUUGUUAAAGGUAAGCUGACACAAGAUAAGGCAAAUAAAGCUCUUCUGAUUCUUAAAGGUUCAUUGGAUUAUUCAGACUUCAAAGAUGUGGAUAUGGUGAUUGAGGCGGCUGUUGAGAAUGUUCCUCUUAAACAAAAAAUAUUCAGUGAAAUCGAGAAAAUAUGCCCUGCUCACUGCAUAUUGGCAACAAAUACCUCCACUAUCGACCUCAAUCUAGUUGGAGAAAAAACCAGAUCCAUGGAUCGAAUCAUUGGAGCACAUUUUUUCAGCCCUGCUCACGUGAUGCCCCUCCUUGAAAUUGUACGGACAGAAAAGACUUCCCCACAAGUUAUUCUUGAUCUGAUGACUGUCGGGAAAAUCAUAAAGAAGGUUCCUGUCGUUGUGGGCAACUGCACUGGGUUUGCAGUCAAUCGUACGUUUUUCCCAUAUGUUCAGGCUGCACAAUUGUUGGUCCACUUAGGUGUUGACCUAUUCAGAAUUGACCGGGUGAUCACCAAUUUUGGUCUUCCCUUGGGCCCUUUCCAGCUUCAGGAUUUAAGUGGAUAUGGAGUGGCAACUGCCGUAGGGAAAGAAUUUUCUGCUUCAUUUCCAGAUCGGGUUCUAUUCUCACCUCUUGUUGACCUAAUGAGGAAAAAUGGACGCGACGGUAAAAACAAUGGUAAGGGAUACUAUAUUUAUGAGAAAGGAAGCAGACCAAAGCCCGAUCCUUCAAUUGCACCAAUUUUAGAAGAGACUAGGCGCAUUGCCAACCUUAUGCCCAGUGGAAAGCCUAUUGCCAUUUCUGAUCAGCAAAUUUUGGAAAUGGUACUCUUUCCUGUGGUAAAUGAGGGAUGUCGAGUGGUGGAAGAAGGAAUCGUUGUUAGGCCGUCCGACCUUAAUGUUGCAACUGUUCUUGGAAUGAGCUUUCCUUCCUACCGCGGCGGUCUCCUGUUUUGGGGAGAUUUGGUUGGGCCUAAACAUGUAUAUGCAAGUCUCAAGAAAUGGUCAGAACAAUAUGGUGAUUUCUUCAAGCCUUCUAAGUAUUUAGAAGAAAGAGCAGCCAAAGGCAUACCUUUGAGCGAAGCCAUUUCAGAAAAUGCAGCAUCGAGAUCCAAACUCUAAGCAAAUAAGCUUCUUCUUUUUCCCAAUAAUGCUUCCCUUUCUUAGAUCUAGUAAUCGCCCAUUAGGAAAAGCAUCAAGAAGGGCUUUGUAAUGGUUUUUACUUGCUUUGUUAUGGUUUUUUUUUAAAUCCUCUUUUUGGUUGGUAAUUCAGUUCAAUGAUGUGUGGGGUGGGGAUUUUGAAAUCUUAUCAUGUGUUAAGGAUCAUCAUCCAUUGAACUUGAAACUUUGGUAAGUGUAUUUAAUCUCUCUAAAAUAAAAUUAAAAAUAAAUAAGUAGAGGAGGCUAAUAAUUGUGGAAUUUUGAAA
Cucumis sativus (cucumber) is the source of this 2670-nucleotide messenger RNA. Its product is annotated as peroxisomal fatty acid beta-oxidation multifunctional protein AIM1. The record is from RefSeq and is a predicted model, not a curated record. Gene Ontology annotation, biological process: fatty acid beta-oxidation. Lineage: Eukaryota; Viridiplantae; Streptophyta; Magnoliopsida; Cucurbitales; Cucurbitaceae. The transcript is spliced from 18 exons. The coding region runs from base 191 to 2365 and encodes 724 amino acids. Gene Ontology annotation, molecular function: NAD+ binding; (3S)-3-hydroxyacyl-CoA dehydrogenase (NAD+) activity. Gene Ontology annotation, cellular component: peroxisome.